Podarcis raffonei (Aeolian wall lizard) is the source of this 1807-nucleotide messenger RNA. It is a transcript of the gene UTP18, whose product is annotated as UTP18 small subunit processome component. Gene Ontology annotation, biological process: rRNA processing. The transcript has 14 exons. The record is from RefSeq and is a predicted model, not a curated record. Bases 154 to 1767 code for a protein of 537 amino acids. Lineage: Eukaryota; Metazoa; Chordata; Lepidosauria; Squamata; Lacertidae. Gene Ontology annotation, molecular function: protein binding. Gene Ontology annotation, cellular component: small-subunit processome; Pwp2p-containing subcomplex of 90S preribosome.
GCUUCAUUGAGUCCUGUGGUGGGAGGGCGGGCGUGUUUGCGCCUGCGUGCUUCUCUAUGGUAGCUGAGAGGGAAGGGCGUUUCCGGUUUACGUGACGCGAACGUGCGGGACUUUCCGCUUCCGGUUUGUGGUUCCCCUGAAGGCAGAGGCAGCAUGGAGGCGAGGGCUAAGGGUCGGCGAGGCGCGUCGAAGGGCAGAAAGCGGCCUCGGGUCGGAAAAGGGCCGCUUGAAGGAGGCGGGGAGCGAGGCGGCCACAUGGUGGCUGUGGAAGAGGAGAUCCGCAGGGCUCAGCACUUGGCGCUCGUGGCAGAGAAACCCGCGGCGGAGCGUGGCCUGGAGGAGCUGCUGUUUGGGGACGUGGAGGAAGAAGACGACGACCUGCAGCGUCUGCAAGGCCCGCUGGCGAAGGUUGGUGAUGUGCUCAGUGGGAAUCUCCUUGAAGGAGAAUCUGAUGACUCAGAAGUGGAGAAUGAAACGGAAGACAACUUUCUUCCAUCUGAAAAACCAGCAUGGGUGGAUGAAGAUGAUAAAGUUGAGGAAAUAAUUGACAUGACCCAUCGAUAUCGAAAAAACAUGAUGAAAAGUGAUGCAGAAAAGAAGCUUACAAAGGAAAAACUUCAAAGAAGACUUCAAGAACAAUUUCAGAGCGCAAUGGGAGCAACCCCUUCCUGGGCACAGAGGGACAGGAAGAAGAAAGUAAGAAAAGCCAGAGAUGAAGAUGACAGCGAAGAUGAAGAGGAUGAACUAAUGCACAAGACAGGCAAUUUCGUGACAGUGUCAGACUCCUUACCAAGAGGCUUUUUACAGAUGAAAAACUGCAAGUUUGCUAACAGUGAACGUCUGUCAGAUGCAAAACUGACAACUGUGCAGUUCCAUCCUUCUGCUCAAGUUAUUAUGACUGCUGGGCUUGAUCGGUCUGUUUCACUGUUCCAGGUGGAUGGCAUCGCUAAUCCAAAGAUACAGAGCAUUCAUCUGGAAAGCUUUCCAGUGUACAAGGCACGUUUUAGUGCAGAUGGAGAGCAAGUUAUUGCAACUAGCAUACACAACAAGCGGUUCUAUAUAUACGACAUGAUGGCUGGAAAAAUUAUUCCUAUAACCCAUAUCAGAGGUUUAGAGGAGAAGUUUAUCAAAAAUUUUGAAGUAUCACCAGAUGGAAGAUUCUUGCUCCUUAAUGGAACGUCAGGCUAUCUGCAUUUGUUGACAAUGAAGACAAAAGAGCUUAUUGGGAGCAUGAAAAUAAAUGGAAAGUCUUUGGAAUCCUCUUUCUCUCCAGAUAGCAGCAAAAUCUACACGCAUUCUGUUCAGGGUGAAGUUUUUGUAUGGGAUGUAAAAAGCAGACGAUGCCUAAACAGAUUUUUUGACGAAGGUUGUAUGUGUGGUACAUCUAUUGCAGUCUCCAAAAACAACCAGUAUGUGGCAUGUGGUUCUAGUUCUGGAGUUGUGAAUGUGUAUGCUCAGGACGACUGUCUCAGAGAAACUAGUCCUAAGCCUCUGAAAGCUAUAAUGAACUUGGUCACACCUGCAACAUCGUUAUCCUUCAGUCCCACCACUGAAAUAUUGGCAAUUGCUUCUAAUAAAGUAGAUGAGGCGGUAAAGCUGGUGCACAUUCCUUCAUUUACUGUAUUCCCAAAUUUUCCGGUGUUCAAAAGCAAGUUAAUAUACUUGGCUAACUCCAUGGACUUCUCACCCAGAUGUGGAUAUUUUUCCAUAGCAAAUAACAAAGGCAAAGCUUUGUUGUAUAGGUUGAAACACUACUCAGAUUUCUAAACUGAUGACUUUAGACUGAGGUGGUGUACCCUGUGACUUU